Marasmius oreades (fairy-ring Marasmius) is the source of this 967-nucleotide messenger RNA. RefSeq lists its product as uncharacterized. Lineage: Eukaryota; Fungi; Basidiomycota; Agaricomycetes; Agaricales; Marasmiaceae. The transcript is spliced from 16 exons. The record is from RefSeq and is a predicted model, not a curated record. Bases 1 to 936 code for a protein of 311 amino acids.
AUGGAGGGACAGUCUUUGACGGAUUUUCAAUUGCAGGAACUGAAAAAGUGUGUGGAGAAUGUAAGAUUGGGAAAUAGUAUUCUUUUUGCCAGUUCAGUCCUAUUUCUGUUCGACUAUCUCUUGACGCUCGCCGACGAAGUCAGAUACCUGAGGCGAUCCAAACGACUCUCCAUAGGUACCGGAGCCUUCAUUGUAUCCCGCUACGGCGCACUGUUGGCGGCUAUCUUAGCCAUCCCAGCGGUACAUGAUCUGAGAUUGGACAGUGUGAAUACGUUGGUUCGUGUUGCCCCAAUUGCCGCCUCUGAAUUAAUUCUUGCCGCUCGAACAUGGGUAAUAUGGGGUAGGACCCGGACAAUAUUAUGGUCCCUCUCUGUUGUGAUUCCUGCUUUGAUCAUCGUCGGGAAAAAUGUUGCUACCAAUAGGGUGCGCCCGCUCAUAACUCCGGAGUUGGCAGACCUGUGUAGUGCAACAUUUGGCGACAACCCAGUUACUUUUGUUGUUCCAUAUCUCCUGACUAUUAUCUACGAGAUUGUCACACUCUCCUUAUCAUUGUUUCGCAUUGCACAGUUGAGAAGGAAUAUACCAAAGACCAUAAGAUCACCGUUGUUGAGUAAUCUGUGGAGAGAUGGUGUCGUGUAUUUUAUGUUCAUGCUAUUCUUAUCGGUCAUAAAUAUCAGUAUUAUACUUCAACCUGACGCCCCUCAAUUACGUACAGGUAGUGCGAGCCUUCAAGCGGUACUACACAGUAUAGUGGCAUCUCGCAUCGUACUCCACUUGGGGGGUUCGAAAAACCCUCGAGUUAUCACCAGCGCUAUAACUUCAGGUUACUCCGAAACUGUCACGGAUAUCCAGUUUAACUCGCGACGGUUCUCAAUGGGUCGUACUGUGGACGGACUUCCGGUUUCAAGAAGAUGGGAAGAGUACGAAGAAGGAUAAUGGACUUCGUGAUGAAGGAACCAAAUCGAUA